AUGAGAUCUCUUUUGUUCACAUCUCUGAUACUUAUUGGUCAGUACGUUGCGGUUCCGACUGAAUCUUCGAGAAGUCUCGAAACAACAAUCGAUGCAGAACCAGCCUGGACAUCCUCCGGAGAAGCAUCUUCCUCAAAUCUGCUCUCAUCAACGGAGUUGGCUUACAAUUAUGUCACUCAAGGUCCGCAUAAAUCGGUCUUUGAAAUAGAGCCAGUUGACGAAUCUCCCGUGGAGUUGUUGUCUGAUAACCCGCAUCGCAAUUACGGUGUCGAAUUAACCCCCGGCACCCAUCACCGGCAUACGCACAUCGUCGACAUCCCGUCCCUGGAUAGUCAUGAAAACUGGGCAAGGGGAGGGCCCUCCGCAGAACACCCACGUACCAGCAAGCCUCGGCGCGGGGAUCAUCAUAGACCGAUCGGCACCGAGCGAGAGAGAGGUAUAGGUCGGCAUAACCUUAGGACAACUGGCGGUGAAGAAGGCGGGGCCACCGAUCGAUAUCGUGCCAUCAUCGAAUACGUCAAAGAGCAGGAUCUUUCUGGAACUAUAUUGUUCUUUGUUAUAGCAAUCAUAGCGCCGUGGUUGGCUGCUGAUGAGUGGAGCCAGUGCCACUGGGGUCACACGUUCCGUCAUCUUUUCGAUCCUAAUCAUAAGCCACAUUAG
Puccinia triticina is the source of this 660-nucleotide messenger RNA. RefSeq lists its product as uncharacterized. The coding region runs from base 1 to 660 and encodes 219 amino acids. Lineage: Eukaryota; Fungi; Basidiomycota; Pucciniomycetes; Pucciniales; Pucciniaceae. The transcript has 5 exons. The record is from RefSeq and is a predicted model, not a curated record.